CGUGAUUGGGAUCUUCGCCUGGCUGAACUGGCGUUCGCUACACGGACAACAGUAAACAGAUCUACAGGCUUCACCCCGGCGUUCCUGAACUUGGGACGACAGGCACCAUUUCCAGUGGAGAAUGCUCUACGCCUCCGGGAUGGCAGUACCCAGCCUCCUUAUUCAAGGUUCGCUGAGGAACUCCGGAGUCGACUGGACGAUGCAGCUCGGACGGCUCGGGAGAAUCUGGACGUCGCACGGUUGGACCAGGCUCGCCAGUACAACCGAGGGCGACGGAACCUCACCUACAGCGUCGGUGACCUCGUCCUUCGACGGACUCACCCGCUAAGUGAUGCCGCACGCGGCUUUGCAGCUUCACUCGCAGAUAGGUGGGAUGGCCCCUUCAAGACUACGAUGCCUCCCAAAAGGAAGCACCAGCGUGCCCGGCCUCCUGGACAGUCCCCGGGAACAAGUACAUCGGGAUCACGAGCUCGGUCUCCAGGCGGACCAGCGCCAGCAGCCCCGACGCACCGAUCGGUUGCCACCUGGACGGUGGUGUCAGAAAGAAGACCGGUAUCCUGGGCCUCCCGUACCCGCUGGUCUGCGCAGCCACGUCCGCUCCGUACGGAUGAUCCUACCAAGGCGCCUCUCCCCUUCAGGGGACUGACCCUAACUGACCGUCCCCUGAAUGACCCGCCCAUCCCAAUUGCCGAAGAAGAGAGGAGACUCUUGUGUCCGCUUUGCGGAGUACCGGAAAUCCACCGCAGUGCUCACCGACGUGGCCCACUACACAAGGCUAAGCAGCAGCCCGCCCACCGAGAUGUCGCCGCAGCAUUGGCCACGCUCAGAAGGCUCAGGCCUGAUCUUCUGAAGGCAUCACCCCCAACCCAGACGAAUGAGGACAUAGUCCUCAAGAUGUCCGACGACGAACUAUGAGUGACGGGUGGGACACUUGAAGGUGGGGGGAUGUGGGCCAUCGCUCUGUUUUUGAUUGUGCCACGAGAUGGCAGGACAGGUGGUUGGCGACACGCGGUAGGGGGGCGGGCCAGGUAAAUAUAAAGAUACGGGUGCGAGCCGUUGGGACGGCUUUUGUUUGAACGGCGGCGUGCCGUUAGCAUCUCGCCUGUGUAAGGUAUGGAAUAAAUCCUUGUGUGUUGUUUGAA
Molecule: messenger RNA, 1142 nt
Organism: Ornithodoros turicata
Lineage: Eukaryota; Metazoa; Arthropoda; Arachnida; Ixodida; Argasidae
Exons: 2
Coding region: 394-915 (173 amino acids)
Source: RefSeq, a predicted model, not a curated record